AAGGAGCUUGUGGUGAUCGCGGCGGUGAUCUUCGGCUUCUGUGCUGUGGCUGACGCUGCUACUGAUCCUAAUGAUGUUCAGGGGCUCCAAGUUUUGUACACUUCACUGAAUAGUCCUUCAGAGCUAACAGGCUGGAAAUCAAGUGGUGGCGAUCCAUGUGGUGAGUCAUGGAAAGGAGUCACGUGUCAAGGUUCUUCUGUUGUCUCUGUCCAGAUAUCCGGGUUGGGACUCAGUGGAACAAUGGGAUACUUGCUCAACAAUCUUGGGUCACUCAAGACAUUGGAUUUGAGUAACAACAAUAUUCAUGAUUCAAUCCCAUAUCAGUUACCGCCAAACCUGACAAGCCUAAACCUUGCGAGCAACAACUUAAGUGGGAAUCUUCCUUAUUCCAUAUCUAAUAUGGGCUCACUUAAUUAUCUGAACAUCAGCAGAAACAUGUUGUCUCAGACAGUUGGGGAUAUGUUUGCCAAUCAUUCUGCACUAGAUACUUUGGAUGUAUCUUUCAACAAUUUUACUGGGGAUCUCCCAUCUUCCUUUGCAUCUUUGACAAAUCUUUCAACUCUUCAAGUACAAAACAAUCAGCUCACAGGUUCUUUGAACAUCCUAGUUGGUUUGCCUUUGACAAAUUUAAAUGUCGCCAACAACCAGUUUACUGGGUGGAUACCACAAGAACUAAAUUCUAUCCCCAAUUUUGUAUACGAUGGAAAUGCAUUUGCAAAUGGUCCUGCUCCUCCUCCACCACCAUAUACCUCACCUCCUCCUGGUAGAUCACGCAAUCACAGCCGGCAAACUCCUCCUGGUGGUCAUAAGCCUGACUCCAACCGAAGCAAUUCACAGAAUGAAAAUAAGAAUGGGUUGACAGCAGGACCUAUUGUAGGCAUAGUUCUAGGAUCUUUAUUUGCUGCAGUCUUGUUGCUGCUUGCUUUAGUUUUUUGCCUUAGAAGGGGAAACAAGAAGGAAGUUGCUGCACGACCCUCAACAGGAAGUCUUCCUGUCAGCAGCGAAAAAUGCAGUGCCACCAAGUCCUCAUUGAAUAUGGAGAUGCAAGAACAAAGGUCAAAGCCAACAGCUAGUGUAUCUGACUUAAAGCCCCCACCAGCUGACAAUUUGACUGCGGAAAGGUUGCAAGGGAAAAAUGGAUCUGUAAAAAGAGUGAAGUCUCCAAUAACUGCUACUUCUUAUACAGUUGCUGCUCUUCAGACUGCAACUAAUAGCUUUAGUCAAGAGAACCUGAUCGGUGAAGGUUCUCUUGGUCGUGUUUAUAGAGCAGAAUUCCCCAAUGGGAAGAUUAUGGCCAUCAAAAAGGUCGACAGUGCAGCACUGUCACUGCAGGAGGAAGAUAAUUUCCUUGAAGCGAUUUCAAAUAUGUCACGUCUGAGGCAUCCAAAUAUUGUGGCACUGGCUGGAUAUUGUGUUGAGCACGGACAACGACUUCUUGUGCAUGAUUAUAUUGGAAAUGGUAGCUUGCAUGAUAUGUUGCACUUUGCUGACGAGAGGAGCAAGAUGCUGACAUGGAAUGCUAGGGUUAGGGUGGCACUUGGCACUGCACGAGCUUUGGAGUACUUGCAUGAAGUGUGUUUACCUUCUGUUGUGCAUAGAAACUUAAAGUCGGCAAACAUUUUGCUGGAUGAAGAACUCAAUCCCCACCUUUCAGACUGUGGAUUAGCUGCUCUGGGACCAAAUACAGAACGACAGGUUUCGUCAACCCAGAUGAUAGGCUCAUUCGGUUACAGUGCACCUGAAUUUGCCUUAUCUGGAAUAUACACUGUGAAAAGCGACGUAUACAGUUUUGGUGUCGUUAUGCUGGAGCUUCUGACCGGACGGAAGCCUCUUGAUAGUUCAAGAGCGAGAUCGGAACAGUCCCUUGUAAGAUGGGCCACCCCUCAACUCCAUGAUAUUGAUGCUUUAGCAAAGAUGGUGGACCCUGCACUAAAUGGCAUGUACCCUGCAAAGUCUUUGAGCCGUUUUGCAGACGUCAUUGCCCUCUGUGUCCAGCCUGAACCUGAGUUUCGGCCCCCAAUGUCUGAAGUUGUGCAAGCGCUGGUUCGAUUGAUGCAAAGGGCGAGCAUUGUCAAAAGAAGAUCCAGUGAGGAAUCAGGUUUUGCAUUCAAGACUCCAGAUCAUGAACCAAGUGACAUGUUAUAACAGGUAUCAGGCUGGCAGGGUCAUAACCUUUGCAAUUUUGAGUGCAAUUGUGCAAAGGUCGACUGGCCUUGCUCAAAAACCGAGAAGAAAAUGAUAAUUAUAAAUAACAAAUGCAAAGAAAUGUAAUUAUCUUGAAUACAUUGCGGGAGAGAAUCACUUAUUUAUACUUUAUUGGUAAUUGCUUCA
Molecule: messenger RNA, 2331 nt
Organism: Sesamum indicum (sesame)
Lineage: Eukaryota; Viridiplantae; Streptophyta; Magnoliopsida; Lamiales; Pedaliaceae
Gene: SRF8
Product: STRUBBELIG-receptor family 8
Biological process (GO): protein phosphorylation
Molecular function (GO): ATP binding; protein binding; protein kinase activity
Source: RefSeq, a predicted model, not a curated record